UUGUGCUUACAUGCAAGUAAACACAUGUGCACUAGAAUCGAGAUGGAAAACUUAAGUGAAAACAGUCAAAGAAAGCUCCCAGAGAGAAAUAUUUUAGAUUUAUUUGUAAUUCUGACAAAAUCUGGUGAUGUAAAAAGGUGUAACGCAACCAAGUGUCUUUUGGAUCAUCUCCAGAAGCAGCAAGCCAGCAGUGGCAAGAACUUGUGUGGGGAUGUCAAAUACACAAUUAAGAGACUAGUUCAGGGCCUGUCAUCAGAUAGAAAAUAUACAAGAGUUGGUUUUUCCACAGCACUUUGCCAACUUCUAAGAACUGUUGAUACUAUAGCCAGUAGUGAUGUCUUGAGUUGUAUAGCACAUUCUGCUGAUAAUACAGCUAAAAAUGAGGAAAGGAAUGUUUUUCUUGGGAAUGCAUUUGGUCUUUUAACUCUGAUCAAUUCAGGUAAAAUCUUGACAGCAAGUUCAGGGGAGAUAAGCGAUAUUGUUGACAAGUUACUUCAGCUUUAUAACAAGAAGACCUACUUACAGCUCUUGUGUCUAAAUGGCAUUUUGCAAAUUAUUAUGCAGGUAUCCCAUGAUGUGUUUAAGAAUAGUGUUUUGCCUCAUCUUCAGCAGCAGUAUGCUACGGGUUGGGAUGUUUGCACACCAGAUACCUUGCAACUCCUUUUAACAUCUUGCAAAUAUCACCCAGCCAGUGUAAAGAAAUUUUUAAAAGAUCAUUGGUUAGGUGACCAGUUGAUCUCAGAGAAAAACUUUCCACAUCUAGGUACUGUUGUUUUGAAAAGCACAAGUCUGACACAUAUGAUACACCCACUGAUAGACGAGUUGUUGGCAGUUGUCAAAGAGAAACAUCUAGACGUUGGCAAAUUCUGGAAACAUGUUGGCAAGACUUUACUAGCAUCUGACAGGAGAGUUAGGGUAGGACCUAAACAAAUCCUAGGACUGUACCUGCUUGAGAAAAUACUGCCACUUAUUGACACUCCAGAAAAGUUGAAAGCUGUGAUGUUACCAGACAUAGGGAGUGUGUUAAUACAGCUCUGUUCUAAGAAGAUGGAGGAGGGAACUAAAGGUGCUAAAAAAAUAAGUGAUGUUAUAAGCAAGAUAACUCAAGUGCUGACAGCUUUGGUUGAGUUGACGGUAGCUAGUAAGGAUGCCCAGUUUCAGCUAGAGAUGUUGAAAUGCUUGAUCUCACCACCUGGAUCUUUUGAGUUUGACAACCAGACAAAUACAACAACCAUUGCACAGAUAUCAAGUCAGUUACUACCUGAGGCUAAACAUGAAUAUAUUGAGGAGCUGAUGAAAGCUUUUAGGGGUGAACCAUCCUGGAUAGCUUCAGAGAAUCAGUCUGCUUCUUUGCCACAGUGGUGUGUUAAACAGCUCUGUUUGAUGUGUGGUAACACAGAGUCGUCAUGGCAACUGAAGAUUUUUCAAUUCUUAUUUCUACACAGCUUCUUCACUGUGAAAAAAUAUAGCAAAGAUAUACCCCAUAAUUGA
Ruditapes philippinarum (Manila clam) is the source of this 1491-nucleotide messenger RNA. RefSeq names its product myb-binding protein 1A-like protein. NCBI's taxonomy places the organism in Eukaryota, Metazoa, Mollusca, Bivalvia, Venerida, Veneridae. Gene Ontology annotation, molecular function: RNA binding; transcription corepressor activity; sequence-specific DNA binding. The coding region runs from base 25 to 1491 and encodes 488 amino acids. The record is from RefSeq and is a predicted model, not a curated record. Gene Ontology annotation, biological process: regulation of DNA-templated transcription. The transcript is spliced from 12 exons. Gene Ontology annotation, cellular component: nucleolus.